CAGAAAAAUUGACCAUUCCAUACCUUUCAAGAAUUAAGGAAUGGCAAAUUUCUUGCUCCCCAUCGUCUUCCUCCUCUCCUCCACACAAAUCAUCCCCUCUGCAGCAACCGACACCAUCACUCCGUCUCAACCUCUCGUCGCCGGCCAAACCCUCAUCUCCGCUGGAGGCACUUUCGAGCUCGGCUUCUUCAACGCCUCCUCACCUUCCAACUCUUUCUUAGGCAUAUGGUAUCACAAAAUCCCCAUUCGCGAAAUCGUCUGGGUCGCUAACCGCCGAUCUCCGAUCACCACCCGAAACGCCACUCUUUCUCUAACCACUGACGGCAAUGUUCUCAUCACUGUCGGCAUCGUCAACGGCGGCGGCGGUAUCGGAGCUAUAUGGUCGACGAACACCUACGACAUAAAAAUCCCAUCUUUGAAGCUCCUCGACUCAGGCAACCUCGUGCUGACUGACGGCGCAUCAGAUGCCAUUAUUUGGCAGAGCUUUUACGACCCUUCCAACGCUUUCCUCCCAGAAAUGAAAAUUGGAUUACACAUAACAGCAACACGUCACGUUGAAAAUCGACUAUUGUCUUGGAAAUCUCUCGAUGACCCCUCGCCGGGCGGGUACACCUUCGGCAUACGCCACACCAAUUCAUCGGAACUCGUAGUCUGGAACGGUUCAAACAUCCUGUACCGAACAGGGCCAUGGACUGGAGAUUUUUGGAACGGCUUUCCUCAAAUGAGCUGGGAUUAUCACUUGAACUUAUCCUUUGGCUACGAGGAUGUACGCAACGAGAUUUACUUCACAUACGAAUCGGCCAGUCAGUCUGCAAUGACUUUAAUAAACCUCGAUCCCAGCGGAGUUUUGCAACGGCUGGUGUGGCUCGGCGGCCAGUGGAGACAGUCCUGGCAUAUGCCGAGGGACUGGUGCGACAGGUACGGCACGUGCGGGCCGUUCGGGGUAUGCAAUGAGGAUGAUUUUGAAGGGGUUUGUAGGUGUUUAGAGGGGUUUGAGCCGAGGACGCUGGUCGAUUGGACUUUGAGGGAUUAUUCAGGCGGUUGUGAGAGGAAAAUAGCGUUGAAUUGCUCAGAACGAGUGGAUGGCUUUGUUAAGGUGAGUGCGGUGAAGCUGCCGGACACGGAGAACGUGACAGUGGCCGGCGACCUGGAAUUGAGGGACUGUAAUGCAUUGUGUUUGGGGCAAUGCUCGUGCGUGGCUUAUGCUAUGCUUGAAGAGGGUUGUUUGUGGUGGGUUGGUCAGCUAAUAGACAUCAAAGAAUUUGCUCAAGGUACUACAGGAGUUGUGGAUCUCUAUCUCCGGCUUGCUGCCACUGAUUUGGAUUCAGCAGAAAGUGCCUCAAGCAAGAGGAAGCAUAUAGUUGCAGUAGUCAUCCCAUUGGGGCUAGCUUUUAUCAUAUUUUGUUGCUGUGGGAUAUACACAAUAAGAAAGAAAAGAAAGAAGGGUGGAGGAUAUGGAUACGUCAAGGAGAGCAGAGGAGAAGAAAUGGAACUUUCCGUAUUUGAUAUGUCUGCAAUUGAGAUUUCCACAAAUCACUUCUCAGACGAAAAUAAGCUUGGACAGGGAGGAUUUGGCCCUGUUUACAAGGGUCAUUUAGGAGAUGGACAAGAGAUUGCUGUCAAGAGAUUAUCCAGAUAUUCUGUUCAAGGGUCAGACGAGUUCAUGAAUGAGGUUAUGUUAAUUGCAAAACUUCAACAUAGGAAUCUAGUUCGUCUUCUUGGGUGCUGCAUCCACGGAGAGGAAAGGUUGUUGAUUUAUGAGUACAUGCCCAAUAAAAGCUUGGAUUCUUUCAUAUUUGAUAAAGCAAUCAGCUCUCAGCUGGGUUGGGAAAAACGAUUUGAUAUAAUUCUUGGAAUCGCACGAGGACUUCUCUAUCUUCAUCAAGAUUCUAGAUUAAAAAUUAUUCACAGAGAUCUCAAGGUUAGCAAUGUUCUUCUUGACAAAGAGUUGAAUCCCAAAAUUUCAGAUUUUGGCAUGGCUAGGAUUGUGAGAGGAGACCAAAUGCUAGAAAGCACAGAGAAAGUGGUUGGCACAUUCGGAUACAUGUCGCCCGAGUAUGUAAUGCAUGGUAUAUUUUCAGUAAAAUCAGAUGUCUUUAGCUUUGGAGUUAUUGUACUUGAAAUCCUUACUGGUAAAAAGAAUAGAGUGUUUGAUCCAAAUGGAAGCUAUGUGAGCCUUGUAGGACAUGCCUGGAGACUUUGGUCAGAAAAUAAAUCCCUGGAGUUAGUCGAUGAUGCGCUAAAGCAUGGCUAUAAUGAGAAGGAUGUUCUGCGAUGUAUGCAGGUUGGUCUCCUUUGUGUGCAAGAAGGGAUCGAAGAUAGGCCUACAAUGGCUUCAGUGGUUUUGAUGCUGAGCAGUGAAAGCAUGACACUGCCCCAACCUAAGUGGCCUGGAUUCUACCCCAGAGAUGGUUCUAAAGUAGCAGAUUUUUCAACUGUAAAUGGUGUCACUCUUACAAUGAUCCAUGGUAGGUAGAGAAGUUGAACCAGAACCUAUUAAUGGCUUGAGUGGUAUGAAUGACACUGGCAAUGUGGCUGACGUCCAACCAACUAAUCAAGAUGCUACAGGUUUGUUGGGACUAACAAAAUUUUCCUAUUGUGAGUAAGAAAAGAGCAUAAACACAGCUCAUAUUGGUCUAUUGGUUGAGAGCUUAGGCUACCAACUAAGAGGUCUUAGGUUCGAUUUUUGUGUAUACAAUGUGUGUGUGAGUCUGCCUUAAUUGACCUAAGUGUCCCCCCAAAAAAAUAAAAAGCAGAAAAAGUAUGGGCUAUUUUUUAAAUAUCCAUGGUAUGUUUCAAGAUUAUGAUAAUAACAGACGAUGUGCGCUACUCCAUAAAAAGUGACAUUCUUCCUUGCUCAAUAGUGCGGUACUUGAAGAGUUUGUUUAUCAUUGGUUCUGCUUAUAUGUCUUAUAGGCAGGCAGCAAAAUUAAGUACUGCAUUGCUCUAAUUAUUAUAUUGUUAUUUGAUCUCUUACAUGUUGAUCUAUUUUAAUAAAGUUGAGUGUACUUUGGUUUGCAGUUA
This is a messenger RNA of Dendrobium catenatum, 3024 nucleotides long. RefSeq names its product G-type lectin S-receptor-like serine/threonine-protein kinase At4g27290. The coding region runs from base 41 to 2476 and encodes 811 amino acids. The record is from RefSeq and is a predicted model, not a curated record. The transcript has 7 exons. NCBI's taxonomy places the organism in Eukaryota, Viridiplantae, Streptophyta, Magnoliopsida, Asparagales, Orchidaceae. Gene Ontology annotation, molecular function: ATP binding; protein serine/threonine kinase activity. Gene Ontology annotation, biological process: recognition of pollen; protein phosphorylation.